Lepus europaeus (European hare) is the source of this 1752-nucleotide messenger RNA. Its product is annotated as prostaglandin-E(2) 9-reductase-like. Bases 88 to 1059 code for a protein of 323 amino acids. Gene Ontology annotation, molecular function: steroid dehydrogenase activity; ketosteroid monooxygenase activity; aldose reductase (NADPH) activity. Lineage: Eukaryota; Metazoa; Chordata; Mammalia; Lagomorpha; Leporidae. Gene Ontology annotation, biological process: steroid metabolic process. The transcript is spliced from 9 exons. The record is from RefSeq and is a predicted model, not a curated record. Gene Ontology annotation, cellular component: cytosol.
CCAUCUUCUGAAGGCCUAAGAAGUCAAGACGCGUGACUGGCUACACUGAGAAGACAGAAGGAACUGUGCAGUCACCGAGAGGAGACAAUGGAUCCCAGACGUUACGUUAUGGAAUUAAAUGAUGGUAACAUCAUACCUCUACUGGGAUUUGGCACUGCUGCACCUAUAGAGGUUCCUAAAAGUGAGGGUCUAGAGGCCACCAGAUUAGCUAUUGAUGCUGGGUACCGCCAUUUUGAUUCUGCUUCUGUGUACCAUAAUGAAGAAGAGAUAGGACAGGCCAUCAGGAGCAAGAUUGCAGAGGGCAUUGUGGAAAGAAAAGACAUAUUCUACACUUCAAAGCUUUGGUGUACUUUCCAUCGACCAGAGCUAGUUCAGCAAAGCUUGAAAGAAACAUUGAGAAAAGUUCAACUGGACUAUGUGGACCUCUACAUUAUUCAUUUCCCAAUGGCUUUGAAGCCAAGUAAAGAGCGAAUUCCAAAAGAUGAAAAUGGAAAAGUAAUGUAUGACACUGUGGAUCUCUGUGCCACAUGGGAGGCCAUGGAGAAAUGUAAGGAUGCAGGGCUGGCUAAGUCCAUUGGGGUGUCUAUCUUCAACCGCAGGCAGCUGGAGAUGAUCCUGAACAAGCCAGGGCUCAAGUAUAAACCUGUUUGCAACCAGGUGGAAUGUCAUCUGUAUCUCAACCAGAGCAAACUACUGGAUUUCUGCAAGUCAAAAGACAUUGUUCUGGUUGCCUAUGGUGUUCUGGGAAGUCAAAAAUAUGGAGAAUGGGUGGAUCAGAACACUCCAGUUCUCUUAGAUGAUCCAGUUCUUGGUGCCCUGGCAAAAAAGCACAAGCGAAGUCCAGCACUGAUUGCUCUUCGUUACUUGCUACAGCGUGGGCUUGUGGUUUUGGCCAAGAGUUUCAAUGAGAAGCGAAUCAAAGAGAAUUUGCAGGUUUUUGAAUUCCACUUGACUCCUGAGAACAUGAGAGUCCUAGAUGGUCUGAACAGAAAUAUUCGAUAUGUUUCUGCGAGUUUUUUGAAUGGCCACCCUAAUUACCCAUUCUCUGCUGAAUAUUAGCAUGGAGAUCUUCAUCAUGACUUCUACCAGAAGCUCCUGCACGCAUCUUGUGAUAUGGCAGACAUCUCACACGCUGAUGAUAAGAGACCUCUCUUCUGGAUAAUCCAUGCUGCUAAACGCCUCACAAUAAGCUAGAAUUAAAUCCACAGGACAGGAAGCAUGUGCACUGAAUUUUUGUCACUUUUUUAAAACAAUUGAUGUUGACUUCUUCUUUAAAGAUUCUGACUUACAUGAUUUCUUUCCUUUGACUGCCUUAUUCCCCAAACUGAUUUUCCUGGAAGUUUGAAAACCAUUGGUGGGAGUUUCCAGCCAUUCCAUUGACCUUUCUGAAGUAGAAGCAAGCAGAAUUGUUGACCUGUAGGGAAGUAACCGCUAGUAGGCAUUUUUCAGUCAAUUUUUAACCAAUGCUUCAAGGAAAAGUAAAACUCACUGCAAAGACCCUGGAAGGUAAGGCAAUACUACAAGGAUGACCAAGAACCCACGGGUGCCUUUGAGAGGCUCAAGCAUGAGAGGUGCAGAAACUGGGGAAACAGAUAUUCUCUUUUUCUUUCUUUUAUUUUUUAAACCUUCUUUUUAAAAACUUUUAUUUAAGGUAUGCAAAUUUCAUGUACUUCAAAUAUACAGAGUUAGGAGCAUAGUUAUACUUUCUACCCAGCAUCCCUCUCACCCACACUCCCACCCUUAUUCCUCCUC